This is a messenger RNA of Physella acuta, 904 nucleotides long. RefSeq names its product putative 18S rRNA (guanine-N(7))-methyltransferase. Gene Ontology annotation, molecular function: rRNA (guanine) methyltransferase activity. Lineage: Eukaryota; Metazoa; Mollusca; Gastropoda; Physidae. Gene Ontology annotation, biological process: rRNA (guanine-N7)-methylation. Gene Ontology annotation, cellular component: nucleolus. The record is from RefSeq and is a predicted model, not a curated record.
AACUUUUUAGUAAACAAAAUGGCAGCCUCCGGCAGACCUGAACAUCAAGCACCUCCUGAAAUUUUUUACAAUGAGACAGAAGCAGCCAAGUACACAAGCAAUUCCCGUAUGAUUGAGAUCCAACAGAAAUUGUCAGAACGAGCUCUGGAACUUUUGUCAUUGCCACCAGAUGUGUCCUGCUACAUUCUAGAUAUUGGGUGUGGCUCAGGCUUGAGUGGAGAAGUCUUGACAGACAACGACCAUGUCUGGGUGGGCGUGGACAUCAGCCCCAGCAUGCUGGAUGUGGCUGUGGAGAGAGAGAGUGAAGGAGAUCUAAUACUGGCUGAUAUGGGCAAUGGGAUGCCUUUUAGACCUGGAACAUUUGAUGGGGUUAUAAGCAUCUCUGCCCUCCAGUGGUUGUGUAAUGCAGACAAAAAGUGCCACUCUCCAGCCAAAAGGAUGUUAACUUUCUUCAGAACUCUGUAUGCCGUCAUGUGCCGUGGCUCAAGGGCAGUGUUCCAGUUGUAUCCAGAGAACAGCGAACAGUUGGAACUGUUGACCCAGCAAGCAAUGAAGGCAGGAUUUACAGGUGGGCUGGUUGUGGACUACCCAAACAGCACCAAAGCCAAAAAGAUAUUCCUGUGUCUGUUUUGUGGGGGCACGUCACAGAUUCUCCCAGCAGGCCUUGGGACAGAAGAGACCAACACAGACGUAGCACAGAAAGCAGGAAAAAGGGCCCGUCUGAGAAAACCUUUGAAAACUGGCAGAGAUUGGGUGUUAGAGAAGAAAGAAAGGAGGCGAAGACAGGGGAAAGAAACUAGACCAGACACACAAUAUACUGGCAGAAAAAGACGUGGGCACCAUUUUUAGUUGGGUGCGUGUUGUCUCUUGUACAUAGUUAUAAAUAGCAACUAAAACACCUUUA